Molecule: messenger RNA, 1857 nt
Organism: Adineta ricciae
Lineage: Eukaryota; Metazoa; Rotifera; Eurotatoria; Adinetida; Adinetidae
Source: the annotation of a GenBank genome assembly
AUGAAUCACGACAAUAUAAAAAUUGAAGUACCAUCUGUUCGAUCAAAAACAUUACGCGAACGUUUCCAAAAAAGAAAAAUUAUGUGGAUUUCAGUUUUUAGUAUUAUUGCAGUUUUGAUCAUAUUGACUAUUAUUAUUCCAACAGUUACUAUCAAGAAGAAAACUAAGGGCACAACAAUAACAACAGGACUAAUGACAAUCACGCUAGAAACAACAAAAUUAAGUCAAAUUACAAAGGAACCAAUAACAACAGAAAUCACGCUAGAAACAACAAAAUUAAGUCAAAUUACAAAGGAACCAAUAACAACAGGACUAAUGACAAUCACGCUAGAAACAACAAAAUUAAGUGAAAUUACAAAGGAACCAAUAACAACAGAAAUCACGCUAGAAACAACAAAAUUAAGUGAAAUUACGAAGGAACCAAUAACAACAGGAAUCACGCUAGAAACAACAAAAUUAAGUGAAAUUACGAAGGAACCAAUAACAACAUUAACAACAACAACAACCACGACGUGUCUCUGUAAUUCUACAUAUACAAAUGAAACAUGGAAUUCAACGGCUAAUCGCUUAGCUCAAUGGUCAUUUGACGGAGAUUAUCGUGAUCAAAUGAACAAUUAUAAUGCCACACCAGUAAAUAAUAUGUCAUUUAUUACGACGGGCUAUGUCAGACAAGGUCUUAGGUUUGUUGCUAAUACAAAUUCAAUGCUUAAUAUUCCACACAUUCCACUCGUAUCAACAAGCUUUACUAUUGAUAUGUGGAUUUAUAUUACUGGAUUGUCGAACACUUUGGAGCAUGGUCUAUUUGGCCUUUGUUCAGCAGCUGCAUCUUAUCGAUGUUUGCAUUUGUCAAUUCGUCAAAAUGAUGCUAAUUAUUAUUUAUAUUUUGCUUUUUAUAACAGUGAUUGUACAGGUGUGACAUCAUUGAUGCUAAACACGUGGAUGCAUGCUGCAUAUGUGUUUGACUUUACAACAUUAAAACAAAUGAUCUAUCUCAAUGGGGUAUCAGACACAACAUGUACUGCAUCAUCUUAUCCUACGUCUAGCACAACAACUGGUGUUACAAUUGGAUUUAUACCACUGAUAGCAACCGUUUUUGGCAAUGGCACUAUGAGUUAUUUUCAGGGUUAUAUGGAUCAAAUCACUGUUUCGAAUCGAACUAAAUCUUCAUGUGAAGUACUUGAAAUAGCAACAUUAGUUGCUCAUUUUACAUUUGAUGAUGGAUCAUUUCUUCAAGAUUCUGGUCCUAAUUCACUCGAUAAAGCAACAACACAAUCAACAUCAUCUAUUCCAUAUGGUCAAUAUGGUCAAGCCAUUCACUUUACUGGUACAACUUCGUCUUUUUUUCAAGUAUCUGGUUUUACUUCGCUUGGAACAACAAAUAAACCAUUUUCGAUUUCUCUCUGGAUUCGACCAAUGUCUCUACAAGGUGUUCUUGUUCAUGUUACACGUCAACUAACAGGUCAUUGUGGAUGGUGUAUUCCGUUUCUUGCUUUUACUUCUAAUGGUUCGAUUUUUGCCGAAAUCUGGACGGGUGAUAGUCUUGUAUCUGUUAUUGGUCCAAAAUCUGCUGUAUCAACAUUAGUUUGGUCACAUAUUGUUCAAACAUGGAGUUUAAAUAAUGGUCUUCGUCUUUACAUCAAUAACAUCCUUGUUGCAUCCGAUAAUAUUUCAGCAAAACCAUUUUUAGCUAGUGGAACUGUCAACUUUAUAACAUUAGCUAACGUUUUCCCUGGAGGUCUGUUGUACGGCCACCAAGCAAUAUCAAUGCCAUACAAUGGUAGUAUGGAUGAUUUUCGUGUUUACAGUCGUGAAUUAUCAGCAAACGAUGUUAAUCAACUUUAUAACAAUUCAAUAUAA